GGAGUGGGCCCUUUAAAUCCUAAGCUCCACCUUUGCUUAGAAGGGUCUUUAGGGGAGUAUAAAAGGGGUGCAGUUUCUGCUCCAGAAAACUACCAGCUGCUCCUGCCGCUGGCCCCCAGCCCCGGCAUCUCUGCAGCCCAGCACCAUCCCUGCCUGGGUGCCAUGCAGCUGCCACCCUUCGACAUGUGGAAGGACUACUUCAACCUGAGCCAGGUGGUGUUGGCACUGAUCCAGAGUCGGGGGCAAAGGCCAGAGACCCAAGGUAUCAGGGAGUCGAGACCCGAGCCCCAGCUGGGGCAGGACCCCGGGCUGGGAGAGUUGGGGGCCAGCGGGGGCCCGGGCCCCUUGUGCAACUUCUGCAAGCACAAUGGAGAGUCCCGCCACGUCUACUCCUCGCACCAGCUGAAGACCCCGGAGGGCGUGGUGGUGUGCCCCAUCCUGCGGCACUACGUGUGUCCCCUGUGCGGGGCCACCGGGGGCCAGGCCCACACGCUCAAGUACUGCCCGCUCAACGGUGGCCACCAGUCUCUCUACCGCCGCAGUGGGCGGAACUCGGCUGGCCGCAAGGUCAAGCGCUGAGGACCCUGAGGUGCCUCCCUGCACCCUAACCCUCCUGGUUCAAUCCCUAAGUUCCCAGGCCCUCCCUGACUCACCCGGCUCUUUGGAACUUCUGGUCCCCAGAACUCCAGCUCUG
This is a messenger RNA of Phyllostomus discolor (pale spear-nosed bat), 694 nucleotides long. RefSeq names its product nanos C2HC-type zinc finger 2 (gene NANOS2). Gene Ontology annotation, cellular component: perinuclear region of cytoplasm. Gene Ontology annotation, molecular function: zinc ion binding; mRNA binding. Lineage: Eukaryota; Metazoa; Chordata; Mammalia; Chiroptera; Phyllostomidae. Bases 163 to 579 code for a protein of 138 amino acids. The transcript has a single exon. Gene Ontology annotation, biological process: negative regulation of translation; oogenesis. The record is from RefSeq and is a predicted model, not a curated record.